AACAGACAGGUUCACUCGGCCUGCUCAAGCCCUCCUGCUUCUCUCUUCCACAGGCUAUUUUCUCUCCCUCAAUCGACGACGUUUGAUUCCGACGGCCUCCGCUAGACGAGAAGGUUGAGAGGGUUCCGGUUGUGAGCGAGGAGGUAGGGCUUGAGGUGGAGGGAGGGAUGAACAGAGCGGUGGAGGCGGAUGCGUGCGGCUACAGCUGGAGGUCGAUACUUUCGGUGUGGUGAUCGCGGCGAAGGAGCGACGCCCCGCCCAGUUGCCGCGGCGGACCGCCGGCCGCCGUCCACCACAGAGCGAGACCUCAGUGAGGCAGUGAAGUACGGGGGUUCUGCUCGAGCUCCAUCACAGCGGUGUCAGCGUGUGGAAGGCGGCGAUAGCAGAAUGGCCAGUUUCCGUCUCACUGGUCUGGAGGCACGCAAGGUGUUUGCUAGAAUGCUUAGCAGCGGGGCAGGUGGCAGUGAUGCCGCUGUGGAGGCUUUCGACCCCGCCAAACGCCUCUGCAAGCUCAUCAUCUCCUGCCGGCAGGCCUCGGGGCUUGAGAUCGAGCUCGACCACAGCGACCUCCGAGUCACCCCGGAUGUCGCCGAGCGCGUCCUGGAGCGCCUCGACAACGCUGGCAUGCUCGCGUAUCGCUUCUUCGAGUGGGCGCGCAAGCAGAGGCGUGGUGGCUGCGCCCACACCGUCCGCUCCUUCCACACGGUGGUCGCGUCCCUCGCCAAGAUCCGCCAGUACCAGCUCAUGUGGGACGUCGUUGCCAUAAUGCGCCGGCAGGGCGUGGUUAAUGUCGAGACGUUUGGCAUCAUAAUGCGGAAGUACGCACGGGCGCAGAAGGUCGAUGAAGCUGUUUACACGUUCAAUGUCAUGGAGAAGUACGGCGUUGUGCCUAACCUCGCCGCUUUCAACAGCCUGCUCUGUGCGCUGUGCAAGUCCAAGAAUGUGCGCAAGGCGCAGGAGAUCUUUGAACAGAUGAAUGGCCGGUUCAGCCCUGAUGCCAAGACCUAUAGCAUCUUGCUUGAGGGUUGGGGGAGAGCGCCUAAUCUCCCAAAGAUGCGAGAGGUCUACAGUGAGAUGCUUGAUGCAGGCUGCCAGCCUGACAUAGUCACAUAUGGCAUCAUGGUUGAUUCCCUCUGCAAGACAGGCCGUGUUGAGGAAGCUGUCUUUGUGGUGCAGGACAUGAGCUCCAGGGGCUGCCAACCAACAACCUUCAUAUACAGUGUGCUCGUGCAUACAUACGGCGUUGAAAUGAGGAUCGAGGAUGCUGUUGCAACAUUUUUGGAUAUGCAGAAGGACGGGAUCGUGCCAGAUGUUGUGGUUUAUAAUGCACUUGUCACUGCCUUCUGCAAAGUGAAAAAAUUUGACAAUGCAUUUAGAGUCAUGGAUGACAUGGAAGGCCAUGGAAUCACCCCAAACUCAAGGACCUGGAACAUCAUCCUUAACAAGAUGAUUAGCCUUGGAAAGGAUGAAGAAGCAUACAGGGUCUUCCGCCGUAUGAUAAAGCGCUGCCAACCAGAUUCUGAUACAUACACCAUGAUGAUAAAGAUGUUCUGUGAGAAUGACAGGUUAGAGAUGGCACUGAAGGUAUGGAAAUAUAUGAGGUUGAAGCAGUUUCUGCCGAGCAUGCACACGUUCUCUGUGCUGAUCAAUGGGCUGUGUGACAAGGGUGAGGUUAGCCAAGCUUGUGUUCUGCUUGAAGAUAUGAUAGAGAAGGGCAUUAGACCCCCUGGUUCAACAUUUGGCAAGCUGAGGCAGCUCCUUCUGAAGGAAGGAAGGAAGGAUGUGCUUGAAUUUCUCGUUGAUAAAAUGAAGAUUCUGAUACAGGAACCUUUGUUUGAUUGACCAUUCAUUAUGUUCCAAUGGUAAAGGUAAAAUCCAAUUAUAAGAAAAUAAAGCCAUUGACAAGAGGCAUAGAGGUUUCCUUGGAAAGGUCAAGAAAAAGCCAACAGUGGCAAGCAAACCCAAAUCUUGAAGCUUUGAUGGGCUCUGCACAUCAGAUGGCUAUGGCUGUAAAAAUCAGAUGCCUCAAGACCCUGGGCUGAAUUUCGUGCAGUGCUCAAGCGCUUUUUGGGGUAGCAGCGGAAUCCAUCAUGGGCAACAGGAGGCAAGAAAAUUCUGGUCUGACCGGUGAUUGCAAGGCAGAACAAUCACUGAGUUGGCUCCUAACUUGAUCAAGUUGAUCUCCAUAAGAGUUGUUAAACAUCGAACUGUUGCUCAAGCCCUGAACAGCCAAGGCUGGAUAACUGACAUCAGAGGAGCCCUAACGGCACAAGUGAAUUAUUGGCUAUCUUCAGAUUCGGGACAUGGUUGAUAAUCUGGUCUUACAUCAGAAAGUUCCUGAUCAGCAGCGGUGGCGUUUCACUCGGUCAGGUUCCUACAUCAGUACAUAUGCAUAUCACACUUUCUUCAUUGGAACCAUCAAGUUCGCACCUUGGAAACAAAUCUGGAAAAGCUGGGCUCCCCUGCACUGCAAAUUUUCAUUUCGUUAGUUGUAAACAGCCGGUGUUGGACAGCUGACCGACUUGCGAAGCGCGGCCUUCCCCAUCCAGUUGCUUGUCCCCUCUGUGAUCAGGCUGAGGAAACAAUCCAGCACACCAUCAUCUCAUGUGUGUUUGCUCGGCAGGUCUGGACACUAAUUUUCCAAAGGUUGGGCCUGAUUGCUAUGGUCCCUCAACCUACUGUUGCUCGGUUCUCUGCUUGGUGGAGCAAUAUUAUCAGUAGGGUUCCAAAUGUGCUGAGAGAAGGCAUCAACUCCCUGAUCAUUUUAAUACCUUGGGAGCUUCGGAAGCACCGAAAUGAUUGUGUUUCAAGGGGCAAACCCAAGUGUUCAGGUGGUUUUGCAAACAGUGGAUGAGAGUGGUUUAUGGUGUCUGGAUGGAAUCUCUGCUUCAUAAGCUCCUCAUUUGGUCGCUCUCCCUGGACUCUUAUUAUUGGGGAGGUGGCCUGGUCGUGGUCGUUUAAAGUUCAUAUUGUGGCGUGUUUGUAGUCCUGUUGUGUGUGUGCUGGGUGUGUUUUUAUGAGUAGUCUCUUUGGCCUCUCCUCUGUACUGUUUUUUCUCUCUUAACGAAAUGACAUGCAUCUCUCAUGCGUUGUUCUAGAAAAAUAGAAAAACAUCUUCGACUGAAUGAAAGCACUUGAUGACACGAUUGAAAGGUCACUUUCAUCAUGGUUUGUUCA
Messenger RNA from Triticum dicoccoides, 3177 nucleotides. Its product is annotated as pentatricopeptide repeat-containing protein At1g77360, mitochondrial-like. The coding region runs from base 190 to 1842 and encodes 550 amino acids. The transcript has 2 exons. Lineage: Eukaryota; Viridiplantae; Streptophyta; Magnoliopsida; Poales; Poaceae. Gene Ontology annotation, molecular function: protein binding; mRNA binding. The record is from RefSeq and is a predicted model, not a curated record.